CGACCCUGAGCACAUAUCAUUCAACAGCCAGUCGUCGCGUCAUAAAUCGUAGCUCUCGGCCAGACCGAUAUGUUUGUUUAUUCAAUUGCAGCCGAACAAGCAUUCCAUAGAGCUCGUACGACGAUGUUUUCCACCAAGACCAAAAGCAAGGACCCCGCUGCCCUGGGAAUCUCCUGUUGCUUGCUCCUCCUCGUUUUCUUCCUCCUGGAGGCACAGCCAGCGGCGUCACAGACUCAAAGUUCGGUGCGUUAUCUACAGAAUGCCAACGACAACGUAAACAGCAACAGCAUGCAGCAGAUGCUAAAGGGAGCGGGCGCCACCCCGGUCAAUUGGCCCCAGCCGCCCAAGCAGGCCAUUCCCGACGUUAAGACUGAACUAGCCAAACUAAAUACAACGUAUGUCUACCAGAAUGCCUGGCCGGCAAAUGAAGUGAAACUGGGAGCUGUGACAGCCGUAAGCUUCGACAAGGCUGGAAACGUUGUCAUUUUCCACAGAGUGGACCGUAUCUGGGGACAGGAAACAUUCGACAACAGGAACCAGUACAUGGAGAAGUUUCGUGGUCCCAUCAGGGAAAGCACCAUCCUUGGACUGGAACCAGAAACAGGAAAGCUUCAAUACGAUUGGGGCAAGAACUUCUUUUACAUGCCUCACGGCCUGACUGUGGAUCCUGAGGACAACGUUUGGGUAACGGACGUGGCCAUGCAUCAGGUGUUCAAGUUUCCACCCCGCGGUGCAGGCGGUAAGCCACUGCUCACCCUUGGCGUCACCUUCCAGCCCGGCAUAGGCAAGAAGUUCUGCAAGCCCACAUCCGUAGCAGUCCUGGAAAAUGGUGACUUUUUCGUGGCAGAUGGUUACUGCAAUGCCCGCAUACUGAAGUACUCGCGGGCAGGUGAGCUGAUCCUCACCUGGGGUCAGAACUCGUUCGCUGGUGUUUCCUAUGAUGUUGCGCCGCAAAACUAUUUCGCCAUUCCACAUGCCCUCACCCUGGUGCCGGAGCAGCAGCUGCUGUGUGCCGCUGAUCGGGAGAACGGGCGGGUUCAGUGUUUCUACUCCACCAAUGGAAAAUUCCACUCGCAGUAUCACAACCCACUGAUUGGCGACCGUCUCUUCAGCAUGGCGUACACUCCAGCAGAAGGAGGCCAACUUGUCAUCGUCAAUGGACCCACCGCCGAACUAGGAAUCCAUCCUGAGCACUACAAUGAAGUUCAUGGCUUCGUCCUCAGCAUGGGCAGCAAACAGGUGGUGUCCAAGUUUGGACCAAACAACAUGGAGUUCCAAAAUCCGCACGACGUCGCCGUCACUACCGACGGAAAAGAAAUCUACGUGGCUGAGCUGAAUCCUGCUCGCAUUCACAAAUUCGUGCACAAGUCCCUGGCGAAGCCCAUGUCUUUGUCGGCCACCAAGCACUCUAGCAGCAUAACUACCGAUCUCAGCGAGUCCAGUGCAUUGGAUGCAUCAACGCCACACACGGGGCACCAUCCCAGCGGAAAGGCCAUUCUGGUGUCUUCGCUCAUGCUGAUCUUCGCCGGAUCCACCUUCGCACUGGCACUGUUCUUCGCCCAGCGCCGGAAACGAGGUUGCAAUCCGUUUGGCGGUAGGAGUCGACGCCAUGCAUGGGAAAAGAGUGACGGCUUUAAGCUCGGAGGACUGCUCGACCGGGAUCGUAACGGAUUCGAGAAGCUAGACACCCAGGCUAGCGACGAGGAACAAGAAACGACAACGUUGGCGAGCGCCCAGUUUGCCUAGAAUGGGAUUUGGACCAAGACUUACGCAAGCUAUUGAAGCAUUCCUAGCUCAAACUACCCGUACCUCACUGAACUACUGACUAAGUUAAGUCCUGCUCGAGUCAGGACAUUACUUUUAUACUUUUACAAUGUUUUUUAUUGUGUACUCUCUUGACGAUUGGGCAGAGCAGCUGAAUCCAGCCGGCCUCUCUUUAAUUGUGUGAUGAUUCUUGUGUAUUAUUCUAAUUUAAAGCUACUUAAAUUACUUUUAUGCCAAAUAUGUAUUGUCAAAUGCGGGGAUUGGGCCUUCAGAUUGAAAACGGAAUAUAGUCUAAUGCAUUUUUCACA
Molecule: messenger RNA, 2072 nt
Organism: Drosophila bipectinata
Lineage: Eukaryota; Metazoa; Arthropoda; Insecta; Diptera; Drosophilidae
Gene: Pal1
Product: Peptidyl-alpha-hydroxyglycine-alpha-amidating lyase 1
Biological process (GO): peptide metabolic process
Cellular component (GO): extracellular region; membrane
Molecular function (GO): catalytic activity; protein binding
Source: RefSeq, a predicted model, not a curated record